GGUAAAUAAAUGAAAAAUAGGGAAUUUGUGUGGGCUUAACUUUACGUCUUGUCACUACACACACCAAACACUAGGUAAAUGAUAAAAAGCGGCGCAAAAACAAGAAAUAAAGGUGAAAUAAACUGAUAAUGGACGUAUUAAGCCAAUCCCCCGAGUUUAAAAUGAGCAAACAAAAUGAAAACGGCCUGGAACCUGCAGCCCCCAUCACAAGGAAAGGCAUCUUAAUGUCUUUUAAGACUGGCAAGUCUAUGAACAUUCCCGAAACUGACCUUUUGGGUCGGUGUAGAUUUGUUUCCGAGUUUGAGAAGCUCAACAGGAUAGGUGAAGGCACCUAUGGUAUUGUUUACAGAGCAAAAGAUACAAAGAAUGAUAAAAUUGUUGCCUUGAAAAAAGUCCGCAUGGACCUAGAACGUGAAGGCGUCACAAUCAGCAGCCUGCGCGAAAUUCAAAUCCUCCUAAACUGCCGACACGAGAACAUCGUGCAGCUAAAAGAAGUCGUCGUCGGUAAAAGUCUCGAAAGCAUCUUCCUUGCAAUGGAAUACUGUGAGCAAGAUUUAGCCUCACUGCUUGACAACAUGCAGACACCCUUCACAGAGUCUCAGGUGAAAUGCAUCAUGCUGCAGGUUCUAAGAGGUCUAAGAUAUCUGCAUCAUAGCUUCAUCGUACAUCGCGAUCUGAAAGUCUCGAAUUUAUUGAUGACUGACAAAGGCUGCGUGAAAAUCGCUGAUUUCGGCCUUGCAAGAUGGUUCGGAAUGCCAUUACGACCUAUGACUCCACAUGUCGUCACACUGUGGUAUCGCGCCCCUGAACUUUUGCUACAAGCGCCCACACAGAGUCCAAGCGUAGACAUGUGGGCGGCCGGUUGUAUUCUUGGCGAAUUAUUAGGCCACAAACCAUUACUUCCUGGAAGAUCUGAAAUACAACAGUUGGAAUUGAUUGUUGAUUUGUUGGGAACACCAUCGGAUGCCAUCUGGCCUGGAUUCAGCGCGUUGCCAGCCCUGCAGAAUUAUUCAUUGAAACAGCAGCCGUAUAAUAAUCUGAAGCAAAAAUUCCCGUGGUUGUCAGCUGCUGGGCUGAGGCUGCUUAAUUUCUUGUUUAUGUAUGAUCCAAGAAAGAGGGCGACUGCUGAGGAGUGCUUACAGAGCAGUUAUUUCAAAGAAGCACCACAACCAUGCGACCCGAAAUUGAUGCCGACGUUUCCUCAGCAUCGAAACUUAAAGAACAGCAAGGUGGAAAAGACCGACACCGGCGCCGGCGAUCAGACGAAUAAUCUUCCAGCCAUUUCCGAUUUGUUGGGGUCAUUGGUAAAGAAACGACGUCUUGAUUAAAGUAAAGUAUUGUGAGUUAAUGUCAAUUUUGGUUUGAAAUUUGGACGAAAAUUUAAAGAAAAGAUUGAUAUUUAGGUUUAGUUUCAUUUAUCGUUUGAUAUUUUUGCACUGUGGCAAUAAAUGUGUGUGAGGAAAA
Dalotia coriaria is the source of this 1464-nucleotide messenger RNA. Its product is annotated as cyclin-dependent kinase 10-like. NCBI's taxonomy places the organism in Eukaryota, Metazoa, Arthropoda, Insecta, Coleoptera, Staphylinidae. Gene Ontology annotation, cellular component: nucleus. The record is from RefSeq and is a predicted model, not a curated record. Gene Ontology annotation, biological process: protein phosphorylation; regulation of mitotic cell cycle. Gene Ontology annotation, molecular function: ATP binding; cyclin-dependent protein serine/threonine kinase activity. The transcript is spliced from 6 exons. The coding region runs from base 129 to 1328 and encodes 399 amino acids.